GUAACUUUGACCCAACGAUUAUAUAGAGAAACCCUAAACCCUUGAAUUCUACCUCUCAUCUUUUUGCCUCUCCCUUAUUCGAAACCCUAGCGGCACUAAACUACAAGCAAUUAUGGUUUCUUCGGGAGGUCGUGGAGGCGGCGGUGGUUUCAGGGGCGGACGUCAUGGUGGAAGAGGAACGGGGAGAGGACCACCCGGCGGCCAAGGGAGGGGCGGCCCGCCUAGAGGCUGUCCGAAAAAGGUACGAGGCAGGGGAGGAAUGAAGGGAAACAGCAGGGUUGUGGUGGAGCCUCAAAGGCACAAGGGAGUGUUCAUUGCCAAGGGUAAGGAAGAUGCCCUUGUCACUAAGAAUAUGGUCCCUGGUGAAGCUGUCUACAAUGAGAAGAGAAUUUCUGUUCAGGUUUGAAAAUAAGUUUUAGUCUUUCUUUAUGGUGCUGGAGUUUACAACAAGCUUUUGGAGUUCAUGAACUGGAAGUGAGGUUAUGAAGAGCACAAGAGGUUUUUAUUUCUUUUAAUUUUUAGUUUAUGGUGUGUUGGUAGAUCACGUCACUGAGUACCUGUAUUUAAUCUUGAUAUGGAUUAGUAUUUAAUCAAAAUUUGAAUACUCCAUAAUUUCUAUCGGACCUUCUUCCUAUAAGCUACUCUAUAAUUCUUUAAUGUGACUCUAACAAGUAUGGAUCCUAAUGUGUACAAUGUGCAGCCAUGCUGUAAAUCAUAAGAAGAUUAUAGGGUAUUUAGUUUCAUGAUUUGGUGUUGCUAUACCCUGAUUCACAUAUUGCUACAAUUUUAUUAUUAAAAUUCUUUUUCCAUAUGGUUCUUUGCUUCUUUUUUUUGGCCUAACAAAGUCUAAAUACCGGAAGACCAAAUUGAAGGAUAAGCAUGAGCAGAGCUCAAGACUCAGCACACCGGUAUUGCCUGUGGUUCUAUAUGG
This is a messenger RNA of Cuscuta campestris, 931 nucleotides long. The record is from the annotation of a GenBank genome assembly. Lineage: Eukaryota; Viridiplantae; Streptophyta; Magnoliopsida; Solanales; Convolvulaceae.